Messenger RNA from Hordeum vulgare subsp. vulgare (domesticated barley), 2302 nucleotides. RefSeq names its product endoglucanase 5-like. The transcript is spliced from 4 exons. Gene Ontology annotation, molecular function: hydrolase activity, hydrolyzing O-glycosyl compounds. The record is from RefSeq and is a predicted model, not a curated record. Gene Ontology annotation, biological process: carbohydrate metabolic process. The coding region runs from base 465 to 2060 and encodes 531 amino acids. NCBI's taxonomy places the organism in Eukaryota, Viridiplantae, Streptophyta, Magnoliopsida, Poales, Poaceae.
UCCUCCUUUCCUUUCCUUUGUUUCAACACAGCCCACCAACCCAACAUCGCCAUCCAUUCCUACCACUUUGUUUGUAUAUCUGCUUCCCCGCCCCGCCCAUAUAUAAUCGCACCAGCAUCGGCCAUGUACAGCGAAGGAGAUAUUGUCGAGGAAGAGGAAGAGGAAGAGGAAGAGGUCCGCCGCUAAAGCUGGAAGUCAAUUACUCCCUCGUCGGUUAUCUAUAUCAGUUUCCAUUUCCAGCUUAAGCUACCACCGAGCGACGAGGUUCACUUUUCCGAGGAGGCGCCGGUCCACUUCCCCUUCUUGGAAACCCUUUAUUCCGGCGACCGCGGGCGAGUCCGGCCACCGGUGGCCAUUUUCGUCUACGGCGGGCCGGGGGUCGAUCGAUCGCGCCGUCGACGCUUGGUUAUUCGCAGUUUCUUUCUUGGCCGGCGCGCGCGCGGGCCGGGCGGGCGGUCGGUGAGAUGAGCGAUGUCACGGGCAGGUUCGCGCUGGCGGCGGCCGUGGUGGCGGUGUCGCUGGUGAUGGCGUCGGCGUCGGCGGCGCGGCACGACUACGGGGACGCGCUGUCCAAGAGCCUGCUCUACUUCGAGUCGCAGCGCUCGGGGCGGCUGCCGUACAACCAGCGGGUGCGGUGGCGCGGCCACUCGGGGCUCACCGACGGGCUGGAGCAGGGGGUGGACCUGGUGGGAGGGUACUACGACGCCGGCGACCACGUCAAGUUCGGCCUCCCCAUGGCCUUCACCGUCACCAUGCUCUCCUGGGCCGUCCUCGAGUACGGCGACCAGAUCGCCGCCGCCGGCGAGGGCGCCCACGCGCUCCAGUCCAUCAAGUGGGGCACCGACUACUUCAUCAAGGCCCACACCGCCCCCAACGAGCUCUGGACCCAGGUCGGCGACGGCGACUCGGACCACUACUGCUGGCAGCGGCCGGAGGACAUGACGACGUCGCGGCGGGCGUACAAGGUGGACGCCGAGCACCCCGGCUCGGAGGUGGCCGCCGAGACGGCCGCCGCCAUGGCCGCCGCGUCCAUCGUGUUCCGGCGAGCCGGCGACGCGCACUACGCGCACCUCCUCCUCCACCACGCGCAGCAGCUGUUCGAGUUCGCGGACAAGUACAGGGGCCGGUACGACGACAGCGUGCGGGUGGUGAAGAGCUUCUACCCGUCGGCGAGCGGGUACAAGGACGAGCUGCUGUGGGCGGCGUUGUGGCUGCACCGCGCCACCGGCGGCCGCGACUACCUCGACUACGUCGUCUCCAACGCCGACGACUUCGGCGGCACCGGCUGGGGCGUCUCCGAGUUCAGCUGGGACAUCAAGUACCCCGGCCUACAGAUCCUCGCCUCCAAGCUGCUGAUUGAGGAGAAGGAGCUGAGCUCGGAGUACCGGACGGUGCUGGAGAAGUACCGGUCCAAGGGAGAGUUCUACGUGUGCUCCAACAUGAACAAGAACCCCGGCGGCGCCGCCCGCAACGCGCCGCGCACCCCGGCGGGGCUCAUCUUCAUCCGUCCAUGGAACAACCUCCAGUACGUGACCAACGCCGUCUUCCUCCUGACCGUCCACUCGGACCACCUGGCGGCGCUCGGGGAGCCCCUCCGCUGCACCGUGGACGAGGACGCCGACACCUCGGACACGGGCGGCGAGACGGCGGCGGACGUCGUGGUGGGGGCGGAGGAGGUGCUGGCGUUCGCCAAGGCGCAGGCGGACUACAUCCUGGGCAGCAACCCGAUGGAGACGAGCUACCUGGUGGGGUACGGGGAGCAGUACCCGCGGCGGGUGCACCACCGGGCGGCGUCGACGGCGUCGCUGACGGACGAGAAGGGGUUCAUCGGGUGCACGCAGGGGUUCGACUCGUGGUACAGCGCGGGGGAGAGGAACCCGCACGACCUCGUCGGCGCCGUCGUCGGCGGGCCCGACGGCGAGGACCGGUUCAACGACCAGCGGGGCGCGUACAUGCAGACCGAGGCAUGCACGUACAACACCGCGCCCAUGGUCGGCGUCUUCUCCAGGCUCAUGGAGCUCCACGAGAAGCAGCGGCUCCGGGAGCAACGAGACCUGUGAAGCGGCCCAUGCAUCGUCGUCGGUGAAUAUGUUCAGUAGUAGGAAUGUUAAUUGAAUAACUGAGAAAAAAGAAGAGUGGGAAAAGGCUUUUUUUUUUACUAGGAUGGAUGGAUGGGUGGGUGGGUGGAUUUGUACAUUCUUUUUGUUGAUUAAUUCGUAUAGGUUUUGCUUUGUUUCAUUCAUGUAGGAAUGGAAUUUCGGAAGAAAAAAAUUGAGGGAAUAAAACAUCACCAGAUUGAUGA